CACAAAGGAAAGUUAGGGAUCCCUUCCCGGGGAGGGGGUGGCGGUGAGCUACUUUUCUUUCUUUUUUUUCCGGGAUAAUCCAGGCUCCUCCCCCUACACAACGUCACCGACCCCGAUCUCUUCCAAAGCCAGUUGAAACAGUGUGGAGACAGAUCCGCAGGGCUGCGCGCACCGCCGGACCAGCGACGCUCUUCUUUUAUCAACCGGGAUCGACAAUAGAGACGUGCAUCUGCGUUCCGAAGUUGCGUGAACUUCUCCCGCCUCCCCACCGCCACCUAGUUCCCGCCGCAGACCGGAGGGAAUUUGGGAAGUUGGACAAGUGAAGCUGCGCUGCUGAAGAGAACGAGGCGAAAGCAGGCGACCCUUGGAGGUAACUCUCCUGGUGUUGGAAACUUCCCAACGCAGCAUCGAUUGAGGACAUCCCACCCACUUUACCCCUCAUCCACAACACUAGAGAGAGAGAGAGAAAGAGAGAGAAAGACAGAAAGACGCAGCGCUGGAUGGAGCAACAAAGGCUACAUGAUUAAACUGCCGGAGCUCCUCUGAUGAAAACUCCACACUCCCUGCUCUCACCCACUGCGCUCAUCUAGAUCAGCUUCUUGGAUCUGGACGCAGCCAGGCUCUCCUCAGCGCAAACUCAAGCCAAAGGGAUCCGCCGCCCGCAGUCGUGAAAUUGAUGCUUUGGCACGGACCCGCGCACCGCCGAUCAUCCUCCUAGUUUCGACAAAGUCUCCCGCUGCUGCGCCGCGAAGGGGAAGUCGAGCUUUGGACGGAGUGGGAUUUGCAGAAGUUGCAUGCGUGGUCUUUGUCGCCUUUGAGUCCACCCCCCCUCCCCAGUCGUCCGCUCAGUCUCAGGUUAUCAGCCAAGACCCCCGGAUAGUUGAGGAGCCAUGGCGCGAUGUGUGGGGCUGUGGGCGCUCCUGCUGGCGCUGCACGUUCAAGCUGGCGAUGGACAGGUCGUUCAGAUGGACUCCGUUAAGUCCGGCUUCGUGGGUUCCCAAGUGGAGCUGCGCUGCGUUUUCGUCAACAGCAACCCGCCGGUCAAGGUCUCCCAGGUCACCUGGCAGAAGCUGCUCAACGGCACCAAGCAGAACGUGGCCAUCGUCAACCCGGUUCUGGGCGUGUCGGUUCUGUCCCCCUUCAGGGAGCGGGUGAGCUUCAAGCAAGCCACCGUGCGCCACCAAAUGUCCUCGCUGGAGGACACCACCAUCGUGUUCUCCAACCUGCAGCUGUCUGAUGAAGCAGCCUACAUCUGCGAGUACACCACGUUUCCUGCAGGGAACAGGGAGAACAUGGUCAACCUGACUGUGUAUGCUCAGCCUCAGACCCGGAUGAGUUUGACGUCCACCACGAUCGUGGCCAAGACCCCGAGGCGCAAGAUGACGGUCGCCACUUGCAUGGCGGCCAACGGGAAGCCUCCGAGCGUGAUCAAAUGGGAGACGAGGAUUAAAGGUGAUGCCACCUACCAGGAGACUCGCAACCAGAACGGGACCGUGACGGUGCGGAGCAACUACCAGGUGACACCGAGCCGCGAGACCCACAAGCAGAAGCUGACGUGCAUCGUGACGUACCGAGGCGAGAGGAUAACGGAGAGCGUGGUGCUCAACGUUCAGUAUGAACCUGAGGUGAAGAUCGAGGGUUUUGAUGGGAAUUGGUACCUGAACCGGCAGACCGUGCAGCUGACCUGCAGGGCUGAUGCAAACCCGCCCGUCACCAUCUACCAAUGGAAACUCCUUAACGGCUCUCUGCCCAGCAACGUGGAGAUCAAGAACAACACCCUGUUCUUCAAGGGCCCCGUGACCUACGACCUGGCCGGCACGUAUGUCUGUGACGCCACCAACGCCAUCGGGACUCGCACCGGUGUCGUGGACGUCAACAUCACAGACUUCCCUUCACCUGACCGUGGGAACUUUCAGAGGACCAGAUCAGACUUCCCUUCACCUGACCGUGGGAUCGUUCAGAGCACAGACUUCCCUACCAACCCACCAAAUAACCAUGGGAUCCAACAGGAGCAGCACAGUGCAGGUGUUGUCAUCGGGGGUGCUGUAGGGGGAGUAGCCCUGUUGGGCGUGGCGGCCGUACUGCUCUUCAUAUUCCUGCGCCGCCGCCAGCGCACCUUCAAGGGAGACUACAACACCAAAAAGCAUGCCUUCGGGAACGGGUACAGCAAGGCGGGCGGCCUGCCGGCCCACCCUUCCAAGCCCAAGAACCUGCCGUACCCGGAUGACUCGGACGACGAGAAGAAGCCCACCCAGAUUGGCAGCACCGGAGGGUUUGAGCCCAGCGAUCGCAAUUUUGACACCGAAUCGGAGGACCUGAAGAGGCCCUACUUUACCGUGGACGAGGGGGAGAGCCGAGAGUACGACGAGCGGACUCUGGGUUUCCAGUACGACCCGGAACCCGAAAUAGUCGACGAUAUGAUCUCUCAAACCGAUGGUUCUGUCAUUUCUAAGAAAGAGUGGUAUGUGUAGAGGCAUGCGACAACCAAGCCAAACAAUCAUUGAUCCCGCACCUUCAUUCCACCUCACCCUUCACCCCUGUUCGCCCCACCCUAAACACAGCCCCACUCCCUCCUCACUCCCUCCACAUCAGACCCCAUCCAGCUAAUUGGGAAAAAAAAAAUCAAGUGUCUAUCAAAGGUACAGGAAGCGCCGUUCCACCAAGCGAAUGGGCAAAAAAUACAAACCACAGUGUGUGAAGUGACUUGUUGUGACUGACCUAUAAGGCCAGGAAGGUGGUUGGUUAACGCUUGUGCAUUAUUCUUUUUGUGUAAUUUUCUUUACAUGUUAUCAAUGUAUUAAAUGUCUAAAAAAAAGAAGCAGGUUGAGGUUUUGCUGAGCACAUUUGUGAAAGUCCUACACUGGAUGUACGCCUCGUUUUAUUGCCAUUCUCAUUGCAGGUUUGUCAUUUUUUAUAUCCUCUUCUUUUAUAUGAUUUUUAAGUAAGUGACUUGCAGAUUGGGAGUUUAAGUGUGUGACUUAAUGACAACUGGAGUUUCAAGGUAUUUGUAGCUUUUUUGGUCUCAUGUUUCAGAGAAAAGAAAAAAAAAAGGACAAAAAAGUCAGUAGAUGUACAGAUGAAUUUCAUUUUUGCUUCACUUCUGAAUCUCUACAUCCGUACAGCAUUGACAGCCGAACAGAGCGAAUGCUGUUUUCCAAAGACAUGCCUAGUAUUUUUUUAACCCUUCUGCGUUUGUGCUUUUGGUUUCAAGCAGUCUGUCCACUGAGCCAUACGGAUGUGGCAGCAACAGACAAAAAUAUCUAGUGUUUCUUUUCUUUUCCCUCAAUGUUUGGCGACAUUUCUGUUUGCGUUAAAUCAGCGCCCUUAUCUGUGGAGCAGAGCCGUGGGAGAGAAGGGCUGGAAAAAACAUUUUCUUCUCCUCAUAAUCGAAAUGAGGUCCAAAUGACAUCCGGGGAGGUUCAUGCUGAAGCUCUGAAAUGUCACGGUUGUUGCUGGACUUGAACCGUUUUGACCUGUUGUGCUCUUACCACCGACUGUAUGAUUUAUUUCUUUUGUUUAUCGGAAUGCUGUCAUGAUUAUGUUUUUUUUUGUGGUUUUUUUUGUAUCUUGUGACCCCUUUUAAUCAAAUGGAUUCAGAUGAGAAGUUUUCCAGGAAUUUGUGACUUUGCGGCUAACGUCAACAGCAUUUUCCACCUGGAGUCAUCCAUGGACACAAAGGACCAGGGGUAAAAGGUCAACUGAUGCUUUCUUGUGCACCAAUAGAGAAAAAAGGGAAUUAAAAAUAUAACCGUGACCAUGCUGUAAUAUAUAAACAAAAAAAAAAUCACUUGCUGCUUUCUUGAUGGUUUUUGUUCCAUUUUUGGUUUUGGGUGAUUUUUGCGGUUCGAUGGACUGCAAACAUGGACUCGCCGCCUGUCUGCAGGAUUAUACUGUUUAUAAAAUGUGUGUAUAUGGUAUAUAUGUAUAAAUAUAUAUAUAUAUAUAUAUCAAAAUUGGUAUUAACAAGUGCCAGUGGAUGCUAGCAUAGCAAAUCACUUGUUCCUCCUCAUCACUGAGGUCCAUUACACAAUCAGCGAAAUAUAUUUGCUUCAAAAGAAAAGAGGGGAAAAAAACAGCUCAAUGUGAAAAAUUGAAGAUAAGAGAAGCAUUUUAGCAAAUCCAAGGAUGGAAACGACUUAUCUGGCUGAGGUUUAACAAUAUAAAUACUGUAAUAAGCCUUAUUUUAUGCAUGUUUUGUGUGUGGGAGUGGAAGUGCAUAUGUUGCUAUUUUUUUCUAUCAAUUCUGUUUCUUUUUUUUGGUUUGUUUUCUUUAUUUGCAGCUCAGAGGAGGACACUGUCGCCGUGACAGAUAUGUAAGAAUGUGGGCACAGUUAAAAUGCUGCUCCAGCUAAAAAAAAUAAUAAAAAUAACAAAUAUAGAGUUAAAUACAUACGAAAAAAUGAAAACAUCUGUGUGAGAACAGAUUUCACAGAUGCAGAUUUACAGUCAAUGCUUGUCUAUUGUAUGAUAUUAGAUGAGCAUGUAAAUCACAAGCCUCAAAUUAUAUUGUAUAUUAAACAAGAAUCAUCAACAGAAUGUGGGAAAAUAUCCUUUUUUCUGUUGGUAACCUGUCAAUUCUCACAUAUGUUUUAAAAGAUAAGUACAUUUUCAUUUUCUAAGGCCUUAUUUUUAGUUUAACUGAGUGAUGAUACACUCAAAAAAACUAAAUGACAGUAGUACCUGUGUGUCCGCUGCUGUCCUUGUGCAAUUCAAGUUGUUCACAGGCUAACCUCGUCGAAUAGCAUAUAAAGCAGUUUUAUUUCUCAUUAGUCUUUGCAUUCAGUGCCUAUCGGAAUGAAAAGGUGUGGUAUUAUUAAGAGUACUCACCUUCUCUUUCCUCAAUGAUGCUCAUGCCGGAAUAACCGAAUAAUCCUUCAUAGCAGCCAAUGAAAAUUAGGAAUGUUCAUUUCAUUUUUGGGGGCCUUUAAGGUCAGUCUCACAUUCAAGCCUGUUGUAGUUACACUUAUCCAUAUCAAAAUGAAGCCAUGCCAAACCAAUCCCUGCUUUGGAAACUUUUGAUAUAGUGGAGGAUGACAGAAGCCAUUAUAUGUCCGUCCCUGAACAACCUGAAGAAAUCUGAAAUGAGCUGGAGCCUUGUUGUGGAUGUUUUUGAUCCGGUUUCGUGAGGAGCUACUGCCCCACUUUGACGAGUUUUAGACAGGAAUAAAGCUCUGGCAGGCUCAGUCGAGGGCGUUCUCUCAGCAAUUAUGCUUGUAGGGCAAAGCUGACAUGAUUUUUUAGCCCACAUUUCCUUUGAUACCCCUUAUGACGUCUGUGCAAAACAACUCCAGUAGAAGAUAUUGCUGAGCUUUUCAUUUUUUCACAAAAAUAUGGAACAAACUGCUGCUGCCUCCUGAGAUACUCCCAAAUGGUGCAGCCAAAAAGGAAAACAAUGUAUAUAAGUUGCAGAUUUGGGUCAUAUCUGUGAAAAUGUUGCUAUAGUAGAAGCCAUGAAAAGAGUUUUGUUCGACAGAAAAGAACCGUUGGACUUCAUAAAGGAGUAUAAUGGCUCUGCAAUCCUCCACGUCCCUCCUUAUUUUCUUCAAAAACGUUGGGUCUGUUUUCAAAGUGUUCCCAGUGGUUUUUAAACUGUUAUUGUUCCGAUGUUUAGCCAAAAUCCCCCAAACCUCCGUUGUUUCCACAGAGUGGCGGUAAUUUGUUAGAAAUUCACCUUUCGAGUUAUGGGUGGACAAAUAGCUCCGCCCCCAGGAGCUUCUGGCCUGCCCAGCGUACUUCCUACAUCACAAAUACGCUCUUUUUAAAAAAGCUUUUUUUCUUCUCUGCUCCUGUUUUACAGCGGUUUGAAUAAAGAAAUACUCAGAAUGCAAUUCUGAGCAGAAUUUUCUUUAUAUACAUCCUCUUUAAUUAGAAAAAUGCCACUAGCACAUGUUAAAAACAUAAUUUUCAUUGGAAUGGGUCUUUCAACGUUUCCAAAUCAUUGGGAUUAAAAGUAAAGCAGUUGAUUGAUGAUACUUGAAUGUUGCUGGAUGUCGCACAUUGACAUUUUUUUGAAGACAUCGUCACCUGGCGACUUCAAGUUUACGAUUCCUAAAACUUUUUGAUGAACUGCAGAAUUUGCACUGUGGAUCAUUGUAGCUGUGCACACGCUGCUGCUGUGAGACUGCUUUCCUAACAACUCGUCUGUACCUGAUAUUUUAUGUUCAAAUAAGAAAUGUUGCAUCUCUUAGUUUACCCUUUAGCAGCGGAGAUGUCUCCAGCGACAGCUAAAUGACAAGCUCUGUGGCAUACCUGAGAAAACGCAGAGAAAAGCGUAUUUUCAUAUUGACUUUUCACCGAUACACAUCGUAAAGUGUGGCCUAUCGGCGCACAGACGAUAGAAUCAGUGUUGAUUUGGUAAAAAUGUCACUAUUGUAAAGGGUUGCAGAUCGGCAUACUUUUGAAUUGACUUUUCACCACUUCAGGUUUAGUCGGAAAGACGUCAAUUGCGGUAAAAGAGCAAUGGUGGUCGAAAGAAUGUGAACACUGGAGCUAAAAAUCCAACGUUAAGAGUGAAAACAUUACACAAUAUUGGGACUUUCUUUUCUGAAAAUGCCACAAAGAUGCCAAAAAUUACCUUAUCCCAACCAGAUUAGAUCACAGUUGUAAAUUACAGACUUGAAACGCAUUUCCUCUCAACUUGGUGGCACAUUGGUGACUUUUCUAAGCACACCUGGAAAAGAAUUCCCAUUUGAUGUAAAUAAAUCAAUGCAGGCUUUAAAACAUAAAAGCACAAAUUCGAGAUUUUAACUCACCAUUCUGCUCACGAAGCCAGUUUUCCGGCAGAAAACCUUCACGUUCGGUCAACUGCUCGAGAUUAACACACUGUUCUUUAUUUUCAUAAUACUGUGGGUAACUUCAUUCCAUCCUAAUCUCUUUUUUGUACUCAAUAUGUUCAACAUUCCAGUGUAAAUAUUGUACAUAAGGUGGAGAUUAUAGUCUGGAUUUAUUUAGGGAGUUCUGUGUAGGGAUCCUGUUGUGUAAAAAAAAAAAAAAAACUAUUUUGACUGCAAACAUGGAGACUUAGUGAUGGAUAGAUGACGUUGAUGCAUAGCUUUUUCCAAAGUCCUUCCUAGGAAUGCUUCUCUAGUCUCUUUGGGAACAGGCUGGGCGUGGCUUCCAACAGGCCACGCCCUCCAUCUGUGAUUUGAUGUAAUUGAAAGCAAUUCAAAAGAGAGAAUUUGUUUGUAUGCAGCCAUGUGAAUGUAUAUUUCCAAAGGGUGUUACAAAUACAACAAAAAAAGAGAUUCUCUUGUUUAAUUGUGAUGACCCAGUGAAGUAACUUGUAUUUGUUUUGAAUAUUAAAUGAGUUCAAUAGUCAGCAGUCCCAGUUCAAUGAUUGGAUAGAUGUGUGUUUCACUGAUUGACUAUGGUCCAUGUCCGCAGCACAUUGUAUUUUCUCAGCACGCAGUAACGGCUUAUGCAAAAAGUCCUUUUUCUUUCCACUUCUCUGAUCAGUAAUGUAAAAAAAACCUCCCUCCUGUGGCUUCAUGCAGAGACUCAGUCGUGCAAAAGUUUGUAUCCCGUCUUUUUCUAACCCCAUAUUUUCAUUUAUGUGUGCAAAAAACUGAAAUAAAAAACAUCAUUUGA
This is a messenger RNA of Oryzias latipes (Japanese medaka), 7587 nucleotides long. It is a transcript of the gene nectin1b, whose product is annotated as nectin cell adhesion molecule 1b. Gene Ontology annotation, cellular component: adherens junction. The record is from RefSeq and is a predicted model, not a curated record. Gene Ontology annotation, biological process: heterophilic cell-cell adhesion; homophilic cell-cell adhesion; protein localization to cell junction. NCBI's taxonomy places the organism in Eukaryota, Metazoa, Chordata, Actinopteri, Beloniformes, Adrianichthyidae.